Verruconis gallopava is the source of this 4706-nucleotide messenger RNA. RefSeq lists its product as uncharacterized. The coding region runs from base 2755 to 4404 and encodes 549 amino acids. The record is from RefSeq and is a predicted model, not a curated record. Lineage: Eukaryota; Fungi; Ascomycota; Dothideomycetes; Venturiales; Sympoventuriaceae. Gene Ontology annotation, biological process: nucleobase transport; transmembrane transport. Gene Ontology annotation, molecular function: nucleobase transmembrane transporter activity. The transcript is spliced from 7 exons. Gene Ontology annotation, cellular component: plasma membrane.
GCCCGUUCGUAUCGACAGCACAACAUAACGAGUACUGCGGUUCUACUCUUGAGGAACCUGCAUCUCAUACUACAAUUGUCCGCUCUUCAUUACGUCCUACUUGCUUCUGGUGAAACUGCGCCAGAUCUGAUCGACCAACGACCUAUCUAUCCUGGAGUGCCAUGCCUGAGGUCGACAUUCUUCGCUCUGAACAUCAAAUUCUUUCCCAAUAACCGUUACCGAGCCGACACAGGCCUCGACCUUUGUCGCCUUGCUUACUGCGACUCAGCCCGCCACUGAGCCCGGCGUCUUCGUUGAAUUUCCUCUUCACCUCAAGGCCGUUCUCUGGAGUCCACAAUACAACGCGUUGCAGUCAGGCACAAUCUCGUGUAGGGCAUUUCAUAUUCAUCAGCGCUCAGCCGAUCACAGUCUCGCGUCAACGGUCGAGCUAACUAGGCCAUAUUCCUUUGCCAGUUUUUCCGCCAGGAUCUCACCCAAGACAUAUGCCGUCGACUGGACAUGGUUGCUUUGUCUUUUGUUAGCGCUCGGAACCCAUGGCGUCGCAUUUCUUAUCACUUACUUCGGCACAAACGGACAGACGCUCAUGUCCGCCACUCGCAGACCUUCUAGUCCGAAAACUUUGAAAUUGGAGUCAACGCAUGCCUCGUCGGGCGUUCGUCCCAUCUUGACAGUGCAAGACAUGUGCCACGAGCUUCCGAAAUGCGUGCGAAUGUGCUCCCAGAUUUCUUCAUCAUCCGCGUUUGGAUCCGGUCCAAGCACUUCGAUAGUGUUCUUUGCAUAUAUAGGCGCCUGAAGAAGCCGAAUUGUCUGCCGAAUACCGUCUAUGAGGACUUUCCGGUCGAAAGGGUGGGUGGCAAACUUUGGAUCUAUGAUAGGAGCUUCGUUGGGAUCGGCAGAUUUCAACGUCAAUGUACCGUGACUUUGUGCAUUGUCAAGAAUGCAUAUGGCUCCGACAAAGGAUACAUCUGGUGAAGGCUCGUAGUCAAGCAUUGAUGGUGGUGUAUGCUGAUGACGCUCGUCAAAAUCAGUCUCUCGCGUUGACAUAACACCGAGAAGCACUUACGGUAGCGAUUUCAAAGUUUGGUAUCGUUGGCUGUGAAAGGUGUCGUUGGAUGUCGCAUGGCAAACUGGCGAACUCCUUUGAACUCAUCGCCGCUGCGCUCUUUAGAAAAGCCAUCGGGCUAGGGCAGAGUGGAGCAACAUCCGUUUCUACAAAGUCUGGCCCAUGCUUUACAACAAUACCAACAGCGGAGUAGCAGUGAUCCCGCAGGUUCUUGCCGACCAUAGGAAGAUCGUGGACGGUUCUAAUGCUAUGCUUUUCAAUUUCUUCCUUGGGGCCGAUACCUGAUAGCAGGAGAAGCUGAGGGCUGUUUAGAGCCCCUCCUGAGAGAAUGAUUUCUUUACGCGCAAAGAACACCCUACCGUCCGCAGCUUCUACAGCGACCGCGCGCUUGUUCUCAACCAUAAUCUUGGAAACUAGUGCAUUGGUCACGACAGUCAAAUUAGGACCACAUCCAGGUAGAUAUGCUGCCGCUGCGUGUAUCCUUUUGCCUUUCCAGCAAUUGACAGUGCCCAUGCCAAGACCAAUAGGAUCACCGUCAUUGAUAUCCGCGUUCACUCUCAUGCCAAUUUGUUCCGCUGCGACGAAGAUGUUUCCUAUAUCAGGAAUCCAUGGCCCACCGUAGGAGAUAUCGAUUUUCCCUGAAGUGCUAUGAUCCGGACUUGCUUUCAAAUACUUUCUAAGCUCUGGAACGGGAAUUUCGGGAUGUAAGUGCUGGAUUCGAUCCAAACACUUCUUUACGUUCAACCAGCGAAAAUCGUCAUCUCCUGUUAGUCUUGCCCAUUCCUCGUAAUCGUCUUUCGGCCCUACUAGCCAGCCACAGAAGUUGAUACUAGUUGUUCCGCCUAAACCCCGACCACGCGAAUAGUCAACCUCUUGUCCGUUCAACUGAUGUUGUGGAACCGUUUUGUAACCCCAAUUAGGAAAUGAAUUUGGGUCGAAUGCGACGUUGAAACGCUCUGAAGCUUCAAGAAUCCAUGUUCAAAAUGCGAGCGAACGAUUUCAUGCCUCUCCAAUAAUUUCUCUAGUGUGCAGCAUAUAUGACUUGAUUCGGCCGCCACGAUUCCAUCUAAUUUUUUCGAUCGUUCCAGACCAACGAGACCUGAUGAACUCUGAAUUAAAAAGAGACCAUUCUCGAACACAAUGUCUAUCAUCGGAAGCAUACUGACCAAUAUCCCAGUCUAGGCUUGCAUGGUAGCUGAACUAGUUGCGAGAACGUUAAUCAAGCUUAACCAUUAUUUCUUAGACUGGGAUAUCGGGCUUUUCUCAACCUACAGGUAUUUCUCUGCUGCACGUUAAUAAUAAUGGCUGGGAUGCGCUUAGUUUGUUGACGACUAUCUCCGCCAAGCUGCGCCCGAUCGGCUGUUAUAUCCGACGGAUGUUUGUUGUAACCCUUGUCCAAGAACGGCGAAAGGCUGGCUAGGGCCUGACUAGCCAUCCUCAUGCAUGAAUGGAAGCUGUCCUGGUUUUGAGAGAUCUUAUCUUCGCUGGCUGUGGCCUUGGGCCAGAACUUACUGACGCAAGCGACUUGGCUUACUCCAGUUGUUCCUAAUGACAAGCAUCUCGACAAAUGCCAUCAACUCCAAUUCCAGGCUGCCGAGAUAAGAGGUGCUUAUAAUCCCUGGAAGUCUCAGGUCGACAACCUGGAAUUUUGGUGGUAAACCUCAGUCUUCGCUGUCUAAAUUUCUUGCAAGAUGUCGUUUCGACAAAAGCUCCAUAAAAUAUCCAAAGCCCUUGAGGUGAAACCUACGGACGAUGAAUAUGAGAAAAUCGAGACUACUCGAUGGGGGAACAGAGACACAUACCCGAUUCCUCAUGACAAACGAACUUAUGGCGUAUAUGCCUACAUGGCUUACUGGGGUACGUGUGGCAUUUGUCUUAGCUCUUUCACGAUGGGCUCCUCAUUCAUUGGUAUUGGCUUGACGGCGUGGCAAGCUAUGCUCGCCACCUGUAUUGGCAUGUUUCUUGCUUGCGGCAGCGCCUACCUUAGCGGAGUCCCAGGUGCUAAAUUCGCGCUCGGAUACGGCGCGUAUGCCCGCGCAGCCUGGGGGCUUUGGGGCUCUUAUUUCUGCAUCAUACUUAACAUUUUUCAAUGCUUUGUAUUCUAUGGCAUCCAAAUGUACUUUGGAGGCCAAGCCUUCGUUAUCAUACUAAACGCGAUAUUUCCAACAUUUCUGAGGAUGAAGAAUACUAUUCCGUUGAGCUCAGCCAUUACCACCAAAGAGCUUAUUGGAUUCGUUCUUUUCAUUAUCCUGUACUUGCCAAUCAUCUACUUUAUUCCUGCCCAUAGAAUUGUUAAGUUUCUCGAGGCGAAUGUUGUGAUUUCUGCAGCUACCCUGUGUGGUAUUCUAGGAUGGGCGGUAGCUAUGAACGGUGGAAGCCCGGGAAAUCUAGUUAAACCUGCAUUCACGCUCUCAAAAACCGAACAAGGUUUUCGUAUCGUACAAGCCAUUACUUCUGUCGCAGGAACCUAUACGGGGGGAUCUGAGCGUCUCGCUGAUUGGAGCCGAUAUAGCAAACGUCGACAUAGCUCUACUCCGGCGAUUCCAAUUCUCGCUAUCACAGUAAUUCUAACGACCCUUAUGGGAGUCAUCACUGCUUCUGCAUUAACGUCGUACUACGAUAAUGCUGAAGUGCAGUGGAAUCCUCUGAUUUCUUUGCAGCAAGUGCAGGCAGAUACAUAUACGGCGAAGUGCCGCGCGGCUACUUUCUUCGCCGGUGUUGGGCUGUUAUCUGUCACAGUCUUUGUGAACUACACUAUGAAUUGUGUCUGUUCUGGCAUGGACAUGGCAAUUUUGUUGCCCAAAUAUCUGUCACAGCGCCGUGGUUCUAUCUUGUUCUCAGUCGUUGGCAUCCUCGCUCAGCCUUGGCGAUUUGUAAGCCAGGCAACAACUCUGGUUACUGUACUUAGCUCUUUUGGAGUCUUCUUGAGCCCCGCAGCUUCUAUUCUUGUCGUCGACUUCUGGCUUGUACGUAAGCAGAAGUGGAACAUUCCUGAGCUCUUUCAACCACACGGUAUAUAUUGGUUCUGGAAUGGCAUCAAUUGGAGAGCUUUUUUGGCAUACUUCCUCGGAAUGUUUCCUGCUCUCCCUGGCUUUAUCAACGCUACUGGCGGAAACCCGGUCAGCGAGACAUGGAUUCGGUUCUUCCAAAUCUCAUACUUCUUCGGAUACCUAGUUUCUGGUGGUCUGUACUAUUUGAUAAACAUGGUCUUUCCACCUCCGGGGCUAGGUGUGCAGGUUGACUUCGAUAUCGAUGGUCACAUCGUGGAGAUAGUUGAUUCGGCGAGCGAUAAAACACAGGAAUAUGGCAAAACAGCUGAGUUUACCGAGGCAAAGGUGUAGGUUUACUGUCGAAAGAGUAUCCACAAUUUUUUUCCCCCUUUUUUUUUCUUUUUUUUUUUCUUACGUUGGACAGGGGCAUUUGUUGGGACUGAAAUAUUGAGAUUAUGGAGAUUUUGAUGCACGUCAAUCUGUCUCGAAUAAUCGAUUAAUGAUGUAGAUCUCACAUUCUUUAGAAAGCACACGGGAUCAUAUAGAGUCUCAAAGCCUGGUAUGAUGCCAAACAUUUGCUGAGUUAUUGCAUCCUCCGAAUCUUUAUGAGCAUCGACUGAGAUCUCAUUUCCUUCCAGGAUGAUGAAUAUUUG